ACAAUCUUCACUGCAGAGCACACCACGCAUGGGCACAUCAAGAUGCACCAUACCUACACCAAUGUGGUGGGCCUGGGGGACUCCAGCACGUGGACGCUGCCUUAUCUCAAUGCUGUCUACAUGUUCCUUGCUCCUUUCCUCCUCCCCAUCGUCACUCCACUGGUGGCUGUCGAGCGGCUGAGGAAGGUGGAGCUCAGGACAGCCCUGCGGACGCUGGCCCUGAUUUCCCUGGGCCUUUAUUCUCACUACUGGCUGCUCCUGAAUGUGUCAGGCUUCAAGAGCCCCAGCUCGGCCCUGGGCUGCAUGUUCCUCACCAGCCUGUUGGCCCACCCCUACCACCACGUUAACAUCUUCCAGCACAUUGUGCCCAUGUUCUCCCGGGACAAGCCCCGCUGGAUACACAUGAUGAGCCUGAGAGUGCUUAACCUGGCCCGGGUGCCUGUGCUGGACUGGGCGUUUGGCCACUCGAUCAUCAGCUGCCAUGUGGAACAGCACCUCUUCCCCAGGCUCUCUGAUAACAUGUGCCUGAAGGUGAAGCCCGUGGUGUCCCAGUUCCUCCAUGAGAAGCAGCUACCGUACAACGAGGACUCGUACCUGGCUCGCUUCCGGCUGUUUCUCUGUUGCUAUGAGGAAUUCAUGGUGCAGGCCCCACCUAUCACUGAGCUCGUGGGGCUGCAAUGAGGCCGGGCCAGUGCAGCCACCCCGUCCCUCCCUGGCCCUCCUGCUGCUGUUGGCCCAGGCGGUGUGGCUCAGUGGCUGGUGGCGGACCUGGAGAGUGGAGGCACCAGGCAGGCAGGGGGGCAGGGGAGCUCAGGCCUGGGGUCUGGGGUCCACCUGCCUUGCGUGCUUUUCUGGGUUUUGAGGGGUGUCUGGGGGAGGUGGUAAUGGUGGCUGUGCAUUCUGGUCAGUCGGGACCUCAGCAACUUCAUCUCAGGACUAAAGAGCUGGGUCCUUCCCCCUGCUCUAUCCUUGGUAGGACUAAGGGGAGGUGACAAGGUGAGUGAGGAGGGAUACUGUGCAGGGGCCACCUGGGAGACAGCAGGGGACACAGAAAGAUCAGGGUCAGUUCCCUCGGCUGGGACCUCCCUGGCAUUGGGACAGCCCCACAUGGCCUUGGCCACUGUUUCCUUCAGGCUCUGCGCACCAAGGUGCCCUCUCCCUGGGGACCUCAGGGUGAGCUUGCUUUUGGCAGGCCUUCCUCAAUCCUCAGCCAAAGGAACCUAUGCAAGGCACUGGCUCAGCAGUUCCCCAGGCCGCAGUAUCAGUGAGAUAAAAGUGAGUGUGUUUUGUGGGGAGGGAACUCCAGGGGAAGUGAGGGGAGAAGGUUCCUCAGGGACAGAGUCGGGGAAAGAGUAUAAACAGCAGGCUGGGGGAGGUGGCUCACGCCUGUAAGCCCAGCACUUUGGGAGGCCGAGGCGGGCGGAUCAUGAGGUCAGGAGUUCGAAACCAGCCUGGCCAAUAUGGUGAAACCUUGUCUCUACUAAAAAUACAAAAAUUUAGCUGGGUGUGGUGGCGGACACCUGUAGUCCCAGCUACUGGGGAGGCUGAGGCAGGAGAAUCGCUUGAACCUGGGAGGUGGAGGUUGCAGUGAGCCAAGAUUGCACCAUUGCACUCCAGCCUGGGCGACAGAGAGAGACUGCAUCUCAAAAAAAAAAAAAAAAAAAAAAAAGA
This is a messenger RNA of Mandrillus leucophaeus (drill), 1671 nucleotides long. It is a transcript of the gene FADS6, whose product is annotated as fatty acid desaturase 6. Gene Ontology annotation, biological process: lipid metabolic process. The record is from RefSeq and is a predicted model, not a curated record. NCBI's taxonomy places the organism in Eukaryota, Metazoa, Chordata, Mammalia, Primates, Cercopithecidae. Gene Ontology annotation, cellular component: membrane. Gene Ontology annotation, molecular function: oxidoreductase activity, acting on paired donors, with oxidation of a pair of donors resulting in the reduction of molecular oxygen to two molecules of water.